AUGAAUCUGACGCUGAGUGCCGAGCCUGGGUUAUUCCUGACCAACAGCUCGCCGGGCAUGCGGGGCUAUCCCGUCACUGUCUCCCACAAUGCCACACUCCUGCCCACGGUGACGUAUGACCCACUCGGCGGUCAUACCAUCUGGCAAGUCAUUAUAAUCGUGUUCUUGUGCGGGUCGCUGUCGUUAGUCACCAUCAUUGGGAACAUAUUAGUCCUGGUGUCGUUUAAAGUGAACAAGCAGUUAAAGACGGUGAAUAACUAUUAUCUGCUCAGUUUGGCAUUUGCGGACCUCAUUAUUGGAAUACUGUCGAUGAACCUCUACACAACGUAUAUAGUCAUGGACCAGUGGGCAUUAGGGAAUUGGGCAUGUGACCUGUGGCUGGCCAUCGACUAUGUGGCUAGUAAUGCAUCUGUCAUGAACUUGUUGGUUAUCAGUUUCGACAGGUACUUUUCCGUGACGCGGCCACUAACGUAUAGAGUGAAACGGACCACUAAGAGAGCGAUGACGAUGAUUGGACUCGCCUGGUCCAUUUCGUUUGUCCUAUGGGCACCCGCCAUUCUCUUCUGGCAGUACUUUGUCGGAGAACGGACGGUUCUUCCCGGCGAAUGUUACAUUCAGUUUCUCUCCGAGCCGAUAACCACUUUCUGCACAGCCAUCGCCGCGUUCUACCUGCCCGUCACCAUCAUGACUAUCCUCUACUGGCGGAUCUAUAAAGAGACGGAAAAUCGCUCCAAAGAGCUCGCCGGCUUAAAAGGUUCAGGAAGCCAAGGGACUCAUGGAAGUUUGGAGGAAUCUGUCACCAUGAUGACGGGCAGCUCACUCAGUCACAGCAGGAACCAGAGCCAGAGGAGUUCCGGGAUGAAGAAAAGUCGCUUUUGGUUUUGGAGUCGUAAAGGCUGGAGCGGUCGCAGCGACACGGACCGAAGCAGCAGCGACAGCUGGAAUAAUAACGAGACGGCCGUCUCCAUCGACCAAUCGGAUGAAGAGGAGGACGGAGAUGAACCCCGAGCCAUCUACUCCAUCGUACUGAACAUGCCUGGUAUCAAAGGAGGCGGAGACUCAGAAAGGCUCCGCCCAUCCAAAGACGAGCCAUUAAAGCCAGAUGCGGAGGAGAAACGUUCAAGAAAGGGAGUUUCCAAAACAUCCGGGCAUUCCACGCUGGACUCGAAGGCUUCCGUGAGCUCAAAAGAUCAACCCAACGCCAACGUCUCCUUCAAAGACGCCACUCUGGCCAAACGCUUCACAUGCAAGGCCAGAACGCAGGUCAAUAAGCGCAAGAAGAUGUCCCUCGUGAAGGAGAAGAAAGCGGCACAGACGUUGAGCGCCAUUCUGUUGGCCUUCAUCAUCACGUGGACGCCGUAUAACAUCAUGGUUCUGGUGAACACGUUCUGUAACGAGUGUAUCCCGCAGAGCCUGUGGGCUUUGGGCUACUGGUUGUGUUACGUCAACAGCACGGUGAACCCCAUGUGUUACGCGCUGUGCAACAAAACCUUCCGUAUCACAUUUAAAUCCAUCUUACUGUGCCAAUGGAACAAGAGGAAACAAAACAAACCACAAUACCAGCAGAGGCCGCCAGCGAUCGCCAACAGGAGAAAAAGCCCUGCGGAAAACUAG
Molecule: messenger RNA, 1614 nt
Organism: Xyrauchen texanus (razorback sucker)
Lineage: Eukaryota; Metazoa; Chordata; Actinopteri; Cypriniformes; Catostomidae
Gene: chrm3b
Product: cholinergic receptor, muscarinic 3b
Exons: 2
Coding region: 1-1614 (537 amino acids)
Biological process (GO): regulation of vascular associated smooth muscle contraction; chemical synaptic transmission; adenylate cyclase-inhibiting G protein-coupled acetylcholine receptor signaling pathway
Cellular component (GO): dendrite; synapse; plasma membrane
Molecular function (GO): G protein-coupled acetylcholine receptor activity; G protein-coupled serotonin receptor activity
Source: RefSeq, a predicted model, not a curated record